This is a messenger RNA of Striga asiatica, 1033 nucleotides long. The record is from the annotation of a GenBank genome assembly. NCBI's taxonomy places the organism in Eukaryota, Viridiplantae, Streptophyta, Magnoliopsida, Lamiales, Orobanchaceae.
CGAAGGCUCUCAAUAUAUAUUCCUAAAAACCUUCCCUAAAGGUGGUAUGAUAAAAUUAAAUUAAACUAGCGAAAAACAAAUUGCUCAACAACACAAAUAUUAUGGGCUGCUUUCUUGGACAAAACAAUUUUGCCAAGAGCAUGAUGUUCUUAUUCGUGUUUAUCGUUCUCGUUUCCAUGGAGUGGUCGGCCAUGGCCGCUCAGGAAUCGGAUUUUUUGGCGGAUAUAUUUUCUUCUGGGAGGGAUGAGAUGGUGCAGUGGGCCGGUUACGGGGAAGAAAAGCUCUCGACGGUCGUGAUUGGCGGCAAAAUUCUCUGCAGUGGUGGUGGUGCGGGAGAGAAAACAGAUUCCUAUCCAGUCUCAGGUGCAAGAGUAGCUGUUUUGUGCGGUUCUAGAUCGAAAAGGAAGAAAACAUGGGCGAAAACUGACACGGAUAGUUCUGGAAACUUCCUAAUCGAUCUACCUUCACGUCUCCAUGCAAUCCCGAACUUGGAGAAAAUAUGCCACAUCAAAGUCGUUCAUCUCCCAAAAUCUAGUUCGUGUCGUUUGGUCCGAAAACAUAAUCCGAUACAACUAACCUCAAACACUGAUGGCAUCCGUAGUUACACGACCAACAACAUACAUUUGAUGCCUCACAAGCAUACAUGAAAUUAUUAAAAAUAAAAAUUAAAGGGAGAAUUGAUUGUGUGGAGUUUAUUGAUUUGAUCACUAGCUAGCUAAAUGGGCUUGCUAUGUGUUGGGUGGACAUGUUUGCGUGUCCAUAAUAAUGUAAAUAUAUAGUAUAAUAGUCCGACAUGAAAACGAAAUGUAUACAUACAACAGAUAAUAAAUAACUAAAGUAAACGAGUGAAUGUGAAAAUGCAGUCUAUUUUAAUGUCAAAGUAUUGAAACUAAAGAUGUUACAGCUUCAUAAUAAUCUCCAAUUUUGCUAUAUAAUGACAACCAAAUAAUUAAUCUUUCCAAACACAAACUAUAUCCAUCUUCACCUGAAAACCGGACACCCUUUAACAACAAUCCCAGGUGCAGUCGGGCAA